This is a messenger RNA of Neomonachus schauinslandi (Hawaiian monk seal), 558 nucleotides long. RefSeq names its product olfactory receptor 10V1-like. Gene Ontology annotation, biological process: G protein-coupled receptor signaling pathway. The transcript has a single exon. The coding region runs from base 1 to 558 and encodes 185 amino acids. Lineage: Eukaryota; Metazoa; Chordata; Mammalia; Carnivora; Phocidae. Gene Ontology annotation, molecular function: olfactory receptor activity; G protein-coupled receptor activity. The record is from RefSeq and is a predicted model, not a curated record. Gene Ontology annotation, cellular component: membrane.
AUGCUGCAGAUUGGCUACUCUACGAACAUUGCUCCCCUGACUCUGGCUAGCAUCCUUUCCAUGGGGCAGAUGCUUAUCUCUCUCCCUGUCUGCGGGGCCCAGAUGUUCUUCUUCAUCCUUCUUGGAGGGUCUGACUGUGUCUUGCUUGCUGUCAUGGCCUACGACAGGUACGUGGCCAUUUGUCAUCCAUUGCAUUACAACCUCAUCAUGAGUUGGCAGCUCUGCGGGCAGAUGACUUUAGGUUCUUUGGGGCUGGGAUUCCUGUUGUCACUGCCUUUGACCAUUCUGAUCUGCCACCUUCCAUUCUGUGGCCACAAUGAGAUCUACCACUUCUUCUGUGACAUGCCUGCCGUCACGCGCCUGGCCUGUGCAGACACCUGUGUGCAUGAGGCCGCUCUCUAUGCCCUCGGUGUGGCCGCCGUGGCUGUCCCCUUCCUCCUUACCUGCCUCUCCUAUGGCUGCAUCGUGGCCACCAUCCUGAGGAUGAAUUCAGCUGAGGGAAAGCGCCGGGCUUUCUCCACCUGUUCCUCUCACCUCAUCGUGGUUCUCCUGCAGUAA